AUGACCAAAGGCAAUAGAGCUGAGUGGGAUUGCACCAUGCUGUUUUAUGCCAUUCUUUUUUCCGAUUGCAUCCAUAGUCUCAAUCCAGUCGUCUGGUCAAAUGUGGAUAAACUCAGGCUGUUUCGGAACGAAGAGUUCGCUCAUAUUGCACGAGGUCGCCUCUCAGACGUAGAGUUUCAAAAUGCCAUCAGCAAAGUGGAAAAUGCAUUUUUAGCUCUCGGUCUUUCUACUGUGAAAAUUCAAGACGUAAAAACCCAAACGUGUUUUCCCACAGAGCAGUUGAUACAUGUUUUGAAGAAGGUGGACGACCUCAAGCAGGAAGUUCAGGAAAAAGAAAAAGAAGUUCAGGAAAAAGAGAGAGAAGUUCGGGAGAAAGAAAAAAUCUUCAAGAAAAAGAGAAAGCAAUUCAGGAAAACAACAAGAAAUUGCAGGAGAAAGGAAAGGAACUUCAGCAAAAAGAACAACAAAGGAAGACCCUUGAAGAACAGUUAAACAGCGAGGCUUCUUCAUUUUGCAUUCUUCCUCCUAAGCCUUCUCAUGAUGUCGCAAAUCGAGAUUCCGAUGUAUCUAAGAUAAUUGAACAGUUAAAAGCGCUGAAAAAUUCCACGGGAUUAAGUUACUUGUACUUAUCUGGAAACCCUGGAAGUGGUAAAUCGCAGAUUGCCUCACUUGUAGCCAACAAUUUCUUUGACGAGGUCAAAGGAAGUACAUCGUUUGUAAUGACACUAAAUGCUGAAAACUCUAAAACACUUAUGGAAUCGUACGCCACUUUCGCUCGACAUCUGAAGUGCCCAGAAUACGCUGUUACUAACACACUUAUCUCCAAAGAUUUGAGUACUGAUGAGAAGAUCAGGAGUCUAAGGACACUGAUCAGCACGAAAAUCGAGCUGUACUCAUCGUGGCUACUGAUAGUUGAUAACGUCACCAACAUGUCUCAUCUGGAUGGUAAUUUACCUGAUCCAGGAAAUGGGCAGUGCGCAAAGGGCCAGUUGUUGAUAACAACACAGGACACCGCGUCUAUCCCGCCGUCAGGCUCAUUUAUUCAACACAUCCCAGUCAGCAAAGGUAUGGAGCCUCAUGAAGCCGGCUCUCUGUUGGAAAUGCUUUCUGGUUUUAAUGACCCAGAAAUGGAAAAAGAGGUUGCUCGUGUAUUAGACUACCAACCACUUGCCCCGGCAAGCGCUGCCACCUAUGUGAGAGAAGUAAGAAAGAACAAAUUAACUCCCAAUUUUGGCUGGGAUGACUUUCUAAAGAAAUUGGAUCAAGGGAAGAGAAGUACAACAGAAGCCAUGCUCUCUGGAAGUAACCCAAGUUACAAAAAGUCCAUGACUGCAGCCACAACACUUGCUGUUAAGAAGACUAUCACAAUGGAUAAAGUUUUAGAGCACACUUUUCAUUUUCUUUCUGUCUGUGCACCACAUCCUUUGAGUUUAGAGAUUGUUGUAAAUUAUAUUACCAAAGUGAAUGAAGAGCUUAAAGAUCCUGAGAUACUUGCUACGAGAAUCUGCAAAUGCUCUUUGCUGUUAUUUGAAGAGGAUGACAGCGGCGUCUACAUGCGAGUGCACCAGAUUGUUCAUGACGUCAUUAAUGCUGUCAUGAAAAAUUUUGCCGAAAACAAAGAGCUUGAAGCCGUUGAUGGGGUUAUACUGUCAUUCUACCAAGUUAUAGGUCAUGCCCUGGUUGAGGAUGACUCACAUACUCUUAUCAGAACCAAGAACAUUGUUCCUCAUUUAGUCACAUUGAGCGAGAUAAUCGAUGGUCUCUUUUCAGAAGAGGGUAUAACUGACGCUAUAAAAGCCGGAUUAUCCACUCCUUAUGACUACCGGAACUAUUUCCAAACUCUUGGUCACACCUGCCAAAAACACUGUGAAUUCCGAUCAGCAUUAAGGUACUUCAACGCAACGUUGAGACUAACUCAAUGUGACGACGUGUUUGGUGACGAAGACAUUGUAAACGCAUAUGGUUACAUAGGUACUGCGCACCAUGCCCUUGGUCACCUGCAGCAGGCGAAAGAAUGUCAUGAUCGUGCACUUACCACUUGUCUGAAAAAGCUCGGACCUGAACAUAUCGAAGUGGCAUACGGUUACGAUAAUCUGGGUGCUGUGCAUCAUGACCUUGGCGACCUGCAGCAGGCAAAAAAAAGUCACGAUCGUGCACUGACCAUUCGUCUGAAAAGGCUCGGACCUGAACAUGUCGAUGUGGCAUAUAGUUACAACAAUCUGGGUACUGUACACUACGCCCUUGGUGACCUGUUGCAAGCAAAAGAAUGUCAUGAUCGUGCACUUACCAUUCGUCUGAGAAAGCUUGUACCCGAACAUGUCAAUGUGGCAUAUAGCUACAAUAAUCUGGGUGCUGUGCAUCAUGAUCUUGGUGACCUGCUGCAGGCAAAAUAA
Messenger RNA from Pocillopora meandrina, 2393 nucleotides. The record is from the annotation of a GenBank genome assembly. Lineage: Eukaryota; Metazoa; Cnidaria; Anthozoa; Scleractinia; Pocilloporidae.